AUGGACGAUUUGCAAUCGGCGUCUGUAUCUUAUGUGCGACUCAAGCCACGUGCACCGAGUGGUUGGCGCAGGGAGGCAUAUUUGCCUGUAAGUAUUGACGGCGACGCUUCUACGUUGCGGAUCAGCAACACAACCAGUAAAGAUAAUGUUGAUUCAUCGACGUCCAUCAUGAAACUGACGGAAAACAAGCAACGAAUUGUACCACAUCAGGCUGUCCUUUCAUUGUAUGGUUCUGGAUACUCCACGGGAAUAUCAGUGGAUCUUGGAUAUGAUACUACAGAUGUAUGUCCAGUGUAUGAAGGUGGGAUCAUCCGUUAUGCUCACAUGCAAACUAACUAUGCAGGUGCACAAAUUACUGACUUCUUCAAAGAGAGCUUGGCACAGAAGCACUAUCAUGAUUUUGGGAUACACACAUCAGAUAUUUUAGAAGGCAUGAAAAAGAAUAUGUAUGUAACACAAAAUGUAUCCAUGUCAGGGAAGGAUUGUAGAAGAAUUUAUACGUUGCCUGACGGUGAAGAAGUAGACGUGGGCGAAGAAGCAUUCAUGGCUGCUGAAAUGAUAUUUCAACCUGAUGAAGUCAAGGGAUUUAAGACGAAUGUUUUGCCGCUACAAGAAGCGAUUGUAACUGCAUCAUUGAAAUGUGAUACUGACCUAAGGCCAGAGCUGUACGAUGCGGUAGUUCUCUGCGGAGGACUGUCAAUGAUCCCUGGCUUAAAUACUAGAGUUGCAACAGAAAUAGAAAAUAUAAUUCAGAGACCCAUUAAUGUAAUAAUGUCACCAGAAGCAUAUGCUGUCGCUUGGUUAGGAGGAGCUACUUUUGCUGCGGAGUCUCCCGUGCUUACGUACUUGUACCAACUCUCGUACUCUUUGGGGCGUGUGCCGGAGACUAGGAGGGAUGCCAAUAUGCAACCGGUGCCCAAAGAGGGGGACCGCUCAGACCCGGCUAACUCUCGGCCGAUAGCUUUCACCUCAGUGUUGUGUAAAGUCUUAGGAAGGGUCCUUAACAACGAUCUGACCUGCUACUUCGAAGAUUACUGUCUGAUUCACGAUCGUCAAUAUGGAUUUAGGCCGAAUCGAUCGACGGGUGACCUUCUAACAAGCGGGGAGAGUAUCGCCAAGGCUCUUGAUAGGGUCUGGCACAAAAGCCUUUUCUCCAAGUUUCCGGAUGGCUCUGCUAAAUACUUACUCGAUGCCGUAGAUAGGUUGCAGCGGCGCGCUGCCCGCAUUAUUGGCGAUGAAGAUGUAACUAAGAAACUCAAAUCUCUAGAAUUACGCCGCGAUAUGGCAUCAUUAAGUACACUCUACCGACUAUACCACGGCGAGUCUCCUGAGGAGUUAUUCUCCCUUAUCCCUCCAUCAACUUUUCUUAAGAGUACCAUGCGCGCUGGCCUACUUUGUCACCGACUUACUGAGGCCACUAUUCCUACACGAACAAAGAAAUUUGUUGACUCAUUUUUUUGUCGUAAUAUUCGCAAGUGGAAUUCGUUGCCCGCGCAUGUGUUCCCUCCUUCCUAG
Chilo suppressalis (striped riceborer) is the source of this 1515-nucleotide messenger RNA. Lineage: Eukaryota; Metazoa; Arthropoda; Insecta; Lepidoptera; Crambidae. The record is from the annotation of a GenBank genome assembly.